Trifolium medium is the source of this 159-nucleotide messenger RNA. The record is from the annotation of a GenBank genome assembly. NCBI's taxonomy places the organism in Eukaryota, Viridiplantae, Streptophyta, Magnoliopsida, Fabales, Fabaceae.
AACUCUAAAGAAGCUGUGCAAGAUAAGAGACGGAGAGAUGCAAUGGACAGAGAAAUUAAAACCAUCAAGAAGAAUGACACGUGGGAAUUCGUCUCGUCUUCGAAAGAUCAUAAGGAUAUCAGUGUCAAGAAUGUUUGCAAGGAUAAGAAGAAUGUCUAG